Kluyveromyces marxianus DMKU3-1042 is the source of this 1506-nucleotide messenger RNA. RefSeq names its product membrane protein PTM1 (gene PTM1). Gene Ontology annotation, biological process: retrograde transport, endosome to Golgi. Gene Ontology annotation, cellular component: Golgi apparatus; membrane. NCBI's taxonomy places the organism in Eukaryota, Fungi, Ascomycota, Saccharomycetes, Saccharomycetales, Saccharomycetaceae. The transcript has a single exon. The record is from RefSeq and is a predicted model, not a curated record. The coding region runs from base 1 to 1506 and encodes 501 amino acids.
AUGUAUAUCAAGUUUAAUUGGGCAUCCGUGCUCUGUACAUUGAUAUGGCUACAGUUUGCAGCAGCCAACAAGGGUACCAUUACCGAUAAGCGCAAUGAAAUCUGUAGUGGAAUGUACUCCAAGAAGGAUUGGAGCGGUCGUGUAGAUCCGUAUAUAUCGUUCAAUUUACAAAAAUUGAGCGAUGAAGGUGUGUCUGUUGUAGUCUUUGAUUUCCAGGACUACAUUCACAUUGGUGCAACAGAUGCUGCUGGGAACACACAAUACAUUUGCACGGACGAGGCUAUCAGAGAGGAAUUGUGUACUGAAGAACAAAAGGACAAGUUCAUCAUUCAAAAGGAGGUGUAUGAUCCAGAGACCGGAAAGAACAGAACUCUUGCUACCAAUAUUCAAACCUUUUUCGUAAACCAAACGGGCAUGGUGAAGGACAAGUACGAAGUUAAAAAGACAGGUUACUAUUGUAUUGCUACAUAUCCUAAAUCCGAAGGUGGUUCAUACAAGGCUGAGAUUAAUUUCAGAAACAGUUUUGGUAAUUUAGCGGCCGCUGAAAUCAAUAAACUACCACUAUAUGGGCUUUUGGCUAUCUUUUAUGUGGUUGCUAUGGCUUUGUACAUGUUUGCCUUCUGGAAGCACAAGCACGAACUAUUGCCUUUGCAAAAAUACUUGCUAGCCGCAUUUGUAUUCUUGAUGAUUGAUUCAAUCUUUAUUUGGGGUUAUUACGACUUAAAGAACACAAAGGGUGAUACUGCCGGUACUAAGGUAUACAUGGUGGUUGUUUCUAUCUUGAAUUCAGCAAAAAUUACCAUGAGUCUUUUCUUAGUUUUGGUGGUCUGCAAAGGGUACGGUGUUGUAUACCCUAAGUUAAAUAAGACAACCAUGAGACGUGUCCAAUUCUUUGCAGUAUUUACAUUUUGCUUAUCCGUGGCUGCUUUGAUUCAAAAUUAUCUAACACCAGCUGAUUCCACAUCUUUGAAGCCACUUUUCACCUUUGUUCCAUUGGGUAUUUGUUUCAUGGUAUUUUACUUCCUCAUUUUGGAAUCGCUACAACAAACUGUGAAGUACUUAAAGCAACAAAAGCAGGCAGUUAAAUUGGGCAUGUACAAGAAGUUGAUUAUCAUUUUCUAUGUUGCAUUUUUCGUCAUCUUUGGCGGUGUUAUUCUUUCAUCAUUCGUCUUAAUUGGUAUGGGAACUGUUGAAAUGAUUGAACAACACUGGAGAACCAGAUUCUUCUUUGUGGACUUCUGGCCUUCCUUAGUCUACUUCUGUGUCUUUGUCUCAAUUGCGUUUACAUGGAGACCGACAUCUACAUCGUAUAUGUUGGCUGUAUCCCAGCAGUUACCAACUGAUCCAGAAAAUGUUGCUGACUUUGACUUGGAUGACCUUCAAUCUUUGGAACAAGAAUGGAACCAAGAAUACGAACAACCCGGUGGGUCGAUUCCACAGGAAGCGGAUCUAAAUUUCUCUGAUGAUGAGACUGACAGAAAGAAGACAACACAGCCUCCAGUAUAA